This is a messenger RNA of Symbiodinium necroappetens, 672 nucleotides long. The record is from the annotation of a GenBank genome assembly. NCBI's taxonomy places the organism in Eukaryota, Dinophyceae, Suessiales, Symbiodiniaceae.
AUGAUGGGAUCUUGCAUGAGUAUCAUCGACCAGCUAAGAGGGAGCACGAACACACCUCUUAUGAGCCUGCUGCUGCAUGGUGAGCGUGGUUGCGGCAAAACCGCUCUCUCUGCUCACCUAGCACAGAAAUCAGACUACCCCUUCGUGCGCCGCAUAACCAGCGAAAACUUCGUAGGUUAUUCCGAGCAAGCAAAGAUCUCAGCCAUUGCCAAAGUCUUUGAAGAUGCCUACAAGAGCGAUUUGUCUUGCAUAGUCCUGGACGACAUCGAGCGUUUGAUCGAUUACGUCCGCAUCGGACCAAGGUUCUCAACACCAGUCAUGCAGGCUCUGUUUGCUUUGCUUAAAAAACCGCCACCAAAGGAGAAUUCUAGGCUGCUCGUCUUGGGGACGACAGCAGAUGCACAUUUCUUGGAGGAAGCUGAGCUGUUCCAGGCAUUCAACGUGGCUUUGCAGAUCCCAGUCCUAUCGCAGCCGCUUCAUUACAAGACGGUGCUGGAGGCCCUUCCGGGCUUUACGGCACCGUCGAUUCAAGAAAUUUGUGCCGGCAUUGCUGGCAAGAGUAUUGGCAUCAAGACGCUGAUACUCGUGGCAGAGAUGGCAGUCCAGAGGGAGAACCCUGUGCAGAUGGCAGUUUUCCUCGAAUGCUUGAAGCAGUGCGGCAUAGCAACAUAG